Molecule: messenger RNA, 3771 nt
Organism: Rhizophagus irregularis DAOM 181602=DAOM 197198
Lineage: Eukaryota; Fungi; Glomeromycota; Glomeromycetes; Glomerales; Glomeraceae
Biological process (GO): potassium ion import across plasma membrane; proton transmembrane transport; intracellular sodium ion homeostasis
Cellular component (GO): plasma membrane
Molecular function (GO): ATP hydrolysis activity; ATP binding; P-type sodium:potassium-exchanging transporter activity
Source: RefSeq, a predicted model, not a curated record
AGAGAUUUAACGCUUGAAUUACAAUCUAUUCGUGAUGGUAAAGCUUCAAUCGAACAUCAAAUUGAUAUACAUGUAAAUGACCUUUUCGGAGUUAAACACAAUUUACAACUCUCUCUCGAAGAUGUGUUAGCCGGGUUACGUUAUGUAAUGGACUAUCGCCUUAAGGGCGGUAGACUUCCAAAUUUAGAUUUCGACCUAAUGAAACGAUUAUGUGAAGGUUUAUUAUUAAACAUGGCUCAUUCAGAAGGAGGUUUACUUAAACGCAAAAUGACGCCGGAAGCCAACGAGGCUUUUAUCCUUUUCGGUGAAUUUCUUGAAGAAGUGGAAGAAUUUCGAAUAGCCGUUGGUGAAAGAAGUUUAUCCGAUCUAUAUAAUGCACUCAGACUUCAUCGUAGAUGCCGCAAGGACGCGGAUCCAGAAGUAAAACAAGCAGCCGUUGCCAUUAUUUAUAUGUUAACGGAAUGGUUCUCUCAAUUUUCAGACUGGCGUGAAUUGGUUAAAGUUGAUGAACAAAGUGACGUAGAAAAAGUUAUGAAAGAAUUUACGGAUACAAUUAAAAAACCUAAAAUGCCACCACUCCAAGGGGUUGCUUUACCUCCACCUUCUUUGUAUUUUGAUCGUGAUGUCACUCGAGUAUUGAAAAUGUUUCGUACUUCUCUUACGGAUGGUCUACAUUCAACUUCCAUUGAGGGAUUAUUGGAACAUUAUAGUCCCAAUAUACUUCCAGAACCACCAAAAACUUCGAUAUUUAGGAUGAUAUUUAAUCAAUUAAAAGAUUUUAUGGUUAUAAUUUUAUUGAUUGCAACAGUUGUAACCGCAGCAGAAAAAGACUUCAAAGGAAUGGGUGUUUUAUUAUUCGUAAUUGUACUUAACACCAUAAUAGGGUUUACACAAGAGUAUAAGGCAAAUAAGGCGUUGGCGGCAUUGGAAAAGUUAUCAGUACCAAAGGCCCAAGUAAUUCGUGAUGGUGAGCAAAUAAUUGUUGAUUCCUCUCAACUUGUCCCAGGUGAUAUUGUUGUCCUUGAGGAAGGUGAUGCUAUUCCAGCUGAUUUAAGAAUUGUUGAAUGUUCCCGCCUUGAAGUUAUCGAAUCUAUUUUAACUGGAGAAAGUCUUCCUGUAUCAAAAUCUACUAAGAAGAUUUUGACAAGUACGAGAAAUCUUCCCUUAGGUGAUUGUAAAGGCAAUGCAUUUAUGUCUACAGUUGUUGCAAAAGGACGAGGCAAGGGACUCGUUGUUCGUACAGGAAAUGACACUGAAAUUGGCAAAAUAAGUGCUGCUAUCACGUCAGCAAAAAAAACCACAACUCCAAUUCAACGCAAGCUGGCUAGACUUGGGAUAUGGCUCGUUGCUCUUGCAGUCUUUUUGUGUGCCUUGAUUAUUGUAAUUGGGGUUUUAUAUCAUCAUGAAGUAAAAUAUAUGAUUAAUAUUGGCAUUACUCUAGCUGUCUCCGUUAUCCCCGAAGGUUUAGUAGCAGUAACAACGGUGACAAUGGCUGUUGGUGUUCGUCGAAUGGCUAAACGUAGUGCUAUCGUUAGAACAUUGCCAUCAGUUGAAACUUUAGGUAGUGUUACCGUUAUUUGUUCUGAUAAAACAGGCACUCUUACCGAAGGAAAAAUGGGCCCUAGCGAAUUGUGGACAGCUGAUGAUUCAUUGUACUCUUUCACCGAGCCAACCUCGUUAGAUCCAAAUAUGGGUGGUGUUUUACUCUUCCCACAUGAAUAUCGACAAAGCGUUCUUAGGAAAAGUCAAACAUCCUCACAAUCAUUGGUUUUAUCUGAAAAGUCCCCAAUAAAACCUCAGGAAAUACCGAAAAAUUCUUUAAAUUCUCCUGCUCAUAUGGUAGCGGCAUUAAUGGUUUCUUGUCUCUGUAAUAAUUCUUCUGUGACAAAAGACGAUGAAAAAGAUGGUGAAUGGAAAGGCGUUGGGGAUCCUACUGAAGUUGCUUUGGUUCUUGCAGCUCAAAAAGGUGGUUUUACUAAAAACUAUUGGGAGAAGGAACAUGGUUUUACCAAAGUUUAUGAGAAACCUUUUGAUAGUGAGAGAAAACUUAUGAGUGUCGUAUAUAAAAUUACAACCUCUGAACGUUUAAAACCAACACAUCUUGUAUUUGCGAAAGGAGCUCCAGAAGAAUUACUUCGCAAAUGUACACAUCGUUUACCAUAUGUUAGAUCUUUAAAUCCCAUUGAACCGUUUGACGUGAUCCUUGAGCAAAAAGAUGAGUGUCGACAUGAAGAAUUGAAUGAUGAUUUUGUCGAUCUUGUAUCUGAACAAAGUUCAAGAAUGGCAUCAAAGGGAUUAAGAGUUCUUGGAUUAGCUCUUAAAUCUGUAACUGUUGAUGGUUUUCCGUUGACUGCUUCUGCGGAAGAUACGAUAGACGUAGAUAUAAAUAAUGAGUCUGAAGAAAAUUCCCCCUCAUCACCUAAUGCUAAUCCAUUAUUUGCAGAAGAUAAUUUGACAUUUGUUGGGUUAAUUGGUUUAAUUGAUCCACCUAAGAAGACAGUUGCAGAAUCUAUUUAUAGGUGUAAGAAAGCCGGUAUUAAAGUUGUCAUGAUAACUGGUGACCAUGUUGCUACUGCAACAGCAAUAGCAACUGAUAUUGGUAUCAUUGAACCCGAUGUACCUAAUUCGAAUCGCGCAAUUCGUGGCGCUGAGUUGGACCUUUUAUCGGAUGAAGCGAUUACAGAAUUAGAUCCAUUCCCAAGUGUUUUUGCUCGUGUCAGUCCUGACAAUAAACUUAAAAUUGUUAAAGCAUUACAAAAUAUGGGAAAUUCAGUAGCUAUGACUGGUGACGGUGUAAAUGAUGCCCCCGCGAUAAAGGCUGCAGAUGUGGGUGUUGCAAUGGGAAUUAGUGGUACAGAAAUCACGAAACAAGCAGCAGAUAUUGUUUUAGCCAAUGAUGAUUUUUCAACAAUUGUCGCUGCUGUUGAAGAGGGUCGACAAGUUUUUGACAAUAUUCUCAAGUUUAUUGUAUAUCUUCUAAGUUGUAAUGGAGCUGAAAUUGUCCUGAUGCUCGUUUGUACUGCGAUAGACAUUCCAUUACCGUUCUCAACAAUAAUGAUUUUGUGGGCUAAUAUAAUUGCUGAUGUUCCACCCGCCAUUUCACUUGGUGUUGAACCAGCAGAAAAGGAUAUUAUGCAACGUAAACCAAGAAAUCCCAAGGCACCUGUGCUUGGUAAAUAUGCAACGGCAAUACUGCUUGUGCAAGCGUUUACUAUGGCACUAUUACCAUUUGGAAUUUAUAUGCUUUCAAUAAAUAACAAUCUCGGGUCGAACAUGAAAAAGAAAGAUGCAAUGUCAUUAGCAUUUUCUACAUUAACAACAAUGCAACUUCUUCAAGGCUUCUUAUCUAGAACAUUAUAUGAAAGUAUAUUUAAAACAGGUAUAUUUGGUAAUAAAUGGAUGGUUGGUUCCGUAAUUGGAUCGUUCGUUGCGAUGCUUAUAGGUGUAUAUGUUCCAGGAAUUAAUACAUGGUUAGAACUUGCCCCUGUUCCAGCUAUUGGUUGGGUUAAAAUUUUAAUAUGUUGCGUCAUUCAAAUUGCUAUUACUGAAAUUGGUAAAGCAUUUGGAAGAAAGAUUAGAGAUUCAAGAAGAUAAAUCUUAAAAUAUUUUAUUCUUUAAUAAUUAUAAUUACUUGCUAGAAUAAUUACUUUUAUAAUUUUUUUUUUUUUUUUUUAUCAGAAGGAUAAUUGUAUAUAUUUUAUUGUUGUUACUUUUUAAAAAUAAGUAAUCAAAUAAUGACAUUUGUAAAAUUUUAUAUUUUUGUUGCAAUUU